This is a messenger RNA of Micropterus dolomieu (smallmouth bass), 1231 nucleotides long. Its product is annotated as lysozyme g-like. NCBI's taxonomy places the organism in Eukaryota, Metazoa, Chordata, Actinopteri, Centrarchiformes, Centrarchidae. Gene Ontology annotation, molecular function: lysozyme activity. The record is from RefSeq and is a predicted model, not a curated record. The transcript is spliced from 6 exons. Bases 382 to 963 code for a protein of 193 amino acids. Gene Ontology annotation, biological process: peptidoglycan catabolic process.
UGUCUCUGCCUCGUUAGCCCUGAUGCCGCUCACCUGUGUUGCUCCCGCCCCGCUCGUUAGUCCCUGUGUAUAUGUAUGCCUGCUUGUCUCUCCAGUUUUUAUCACGUCCUUGUGUCUAAAGUUGAGUGUUCUUGCCUGUUCCUUUGUCUUCCUUGUUCUGGAUUAUUCCCUGUGUUUUGGAUUGCCUUGUGUUCUGGAGUACCUUUGUUGGACUUUGCCUCGAGCUCCUUGUAAGCCUGUUUAAUUUAGUUUUUUGAAUUAAUAAACUUUUUUGAACUCCAACCUCCUCACCUUGCCAUUGUCUGCAUUUGGGUCCUCACCCCAGUCUGCACUCAGCGCCCCAAUCCAUGACCGAGACCAGGAGAAGAGGACACCGGGAAGAUGGGUUACGGAAACAUCAUGAGUGUUGAAACUACUGGUGCUUCGGCACAAACAGCUCAGCAGGACAAGCUGGGAUACUCAGGUCAGAGGGCAUCACAAACCAUGGCAAAGACUGACGCGGGCAGAAUGCAAAAGUACAAGUCCAAAAUAAACAAUGUGGGAGCUAAAUAUGGAAUUGAACCAGCUCUCAUUGCUGCCAUCAUCUCCAGGGAGUCCAGGGCCGGAAAUGUACUACACAAUGGCUGGGGAGACUAUGACGAAAAGAGAGGAGCGUAUAACGCCUGGGGACUGAUGCAGGUUGAUGUGAAUCCAAACGGAGGUAGACACACUGCACUGGGUGCAUGGGACAGUGAGGAACACCUCUGCCAAGGCACCGAGAUCUUGGUUUAUUUCAUCAAUAGGAUCUGCAACAAAUUUCCUGGCUGGAGCCUGGAGCAGCAGCUGAAGGGAGGAAUAGCAGCCUACAAUAUGGGGGACGGAAACGUCCAUUCCUAUGAAAACGUGGAUUCCCACACAACGGGUAAAGACUACUCCAAUGAUGUUGUUGCCAGAGCUCAGUGGUACAAAAUCAAUGGCUUUUAACAGCUCAAAAUGACCACAUAAAAAAAAUAUUCAAGGACACACUCUGUGUCAAAACUUAAGAUAAAUAAACAUCACGCAAAAACACUAAUGGAUAUCUCAGUUUCAUUGUAUUUAGUGUGAACUCUUGCUGUGAUGACUUGAAGUAAUAUUCACUCUAGCCUUGUGUACUGCUGUUGAGGCAUCUCCUGGAUAUAGAUCAUUUACUUCAUACUGAUUCUGUACUCUAUUAAUUCAAAGUGAGAUGUAAUAAAAUCGUGAGGUGUCACCA